Gongylonema pulchrum is the source of this 525-nucleotide messenger RNA. Lineage: Eukaryota; Metazoa; Nematoda; Chromadorea; Rhabditida; Gongylonematidae. The record is from the annotation of a GenBank genome assembly.
AUGAGCGAAGACGAGUUGUUGCAAGCACUUCAGCGCAUGCCUGUUAUUACUCUAAAUGGUUAUGUGCGCCUGCUGUCAGCUAAAUACCGCGAUCGGCUUGUUACCGAACUGGUUGACUAUUUGGACGAUGAUGAGGAGCCAGGCAUAAUUUUGGAAUCAGUUGAUGCUGUGUGUUUGGAAGAGGCCCUUAAGAAGAAUUUUCCAAGUCGAAAAAUCCCCUCGCAAGCAAUCGAUUGGCUUAUUAAGGCUCACUGUGAUGUUGUUCUUGAUGAAAAUGGCACACAAAGAUAUAGAAUCAAUGAAAAGGCGGUAUGUCGCUCAAAAAUUUCCCAGCUUCUACGAAUGGCAACAUGUUUCGCGUACAGUACUUUUGAGAGAACUGUGCAACAGAUUUUACCAAUAGGCGUUGAGUUUCGGGAAGAAUAUCUGGAAGGACUUGCAUUCGUUGACAAUGCACUUGCGACCGGAAAAACUAUACGUUAUUUGAGUAUAGAUGAUCUGCCGGAAGAGCCAAUAAAGAGGUAA